Molecule: messenger RNA, 1425 nt
Organism: Chondrus crispus (carragheen)
Lineage: Eukaryota; Rhodophyta; Florideophyceae; Gigartinales; Gigartinaceae
Exons: 2
Coding region: 1-1425 (474 amino acids)
Biological process (GO): regulation of transcription by RNA polymerase II; box C/D snoRNP assembly; chromatin remodeling
Cellular component (GO): NuA4 histone acetyltransferase complex; R2TP complex; Swr1 complex
Molecular function (GO): DNA helicase activity; ATP binding; ATP hydrolysis activity
Source: RefSeq, a predicted model, not a curated record
AUGGAUCGAUUGCAUCAAGUGUACAUGAUCAUCCUGACUGACACGCGAUGGGUUUUGUUCGGCUAUUCAGGAAUUGCUUUUCAAAGCGUGGACCCCUUUCAACCUGAUUCCGUGGGCUACCUCAUUCCAUACUGCGUACUGCAGCAUUUUGUCGACCACAUAGCCUGUCAUGGUCAGUAUGCGGGGUUCUCAUUUUGCAUAUUUCGCUGGCAAAGAAUGGAAACCCAUCAUUUGAGGAGAUCUCUUGGAACGGCCAAGGAUCAGUCUGGGAUUUUAGUCAAGUGGGUUGCAGAGAUUUGCGAAGCGAAUCGGAUGUUACGAAAGGGAGAUAUUAUGACUCGUGUGGAUGGAAUCUUCGUCUCGAACGCUGGGACAGUACUAUUUUGCUCUUGGGAACGCAUCAGUUUGACUUUUGUGAUCACCAGCAAAUGCGAGCACUCGCACAUCCGCAGCCUGAGGCUGAACGAGAACCUCAAUGCGGCCCCCGAAUGGGCAGGGGCUGGUGGGGCAGGUGGAGGCGCGCAAGGCCGUGGCGUGGUGGUUCUCAUCAUCGAGCAGGGCAGGAUCGCGGGCCGCGCCGUCCCCAUCGCGGGCCAGCCCGGCACGGGGAAGACCGCCAUCGCCAUGGGUAUGGCCCAGGCCCUCGCCUCAGAGACGCUCUUCACCAAGAUCGCCGUCAGCGAGAUCUUCUCGCUCAAGAUGUCCAAGACCGAGGCCCUCACGCAGGCCCUGGGGAAGAGCAUCGGCGUUAGAAUUACGGAGGAAACAGAGCAUAUCGAAGGCGAGGUUGUGGAGAUUCAAAUUGAUAUGCCGCUCCCGAAGUCGUCAGCUGCACGGAUGGCGAAGAGUGGCAAGCUUACGUUGAAGACCACGGAGAUGGAGAGGGUGUAUGACUUGGGUACCAAGAUGAUUGACUCAUUGCGGAAGGAGACAGUUACAAUUUUGUUAGCAUUAUUCGCUGGUGACACUGGUGAGAUUAAAUCGGGGGUGAGGGAGCAGAUCGACGUCAAGGUUGCGGAGGGGAGGGAAGAGGGGAAAGCAAAAAUUGUGCAGGGCGUUCUUUUCAUUGACGAGGUGCAUAUGCUUGAUAUUGACUGGUUUUCCUUCAUGAACAGAGCUCUCGAGUCGGACCUCGCCCCAGUCCUUGUGGUGGCGUCGAACCGCGGAAUCACUCGUAUCAGGGGGACCACAUACAAGUCGCCACAUGGCAUUCCACUGGACUUGUUGGAUAGGUUGCUUAUUACUACCAAACUAUUCAACGAGAACGACAUUCGAAAGAUCUUGCAGCUACGCAGCGAAGACGUGGAGAUCAUGGAGAACGGACUAAACCUUCUCACGCGUAUAGAUCUGGAUACCUCUCUGAGAUACGCCAUGUAUCUAAUCACCUCUUCAGGACUCGUUUGGUCGAAAAGAAAGAGGAUAUAG